AAUGCUAGUCAAUAACAUAUUAAUGUCUAUGUAUAUACAUUCUAUUUGGAAGGUUGUGUUUUUUAGUAGAUGAAAUUGUAUGAAGGAGUCGUUUUGUUGGAUGUGAAGUAAGCUUCCUAUAGUGUAUCUGGAAUAGCCUUAUUUGCAUCCCAUAUUUCUUCUACACAUUUUCAUCGCUAAUCAACACCCUCUGACUAACCUAGAAACUGUACAUACUAACUCUAUAAUGGCAUCCCAGUCAACCGUAUCCUUCAAUGUCCACUCUGUUGGCGCAGUGCGCCGCAGCUCAUUCGGCAAGAUGACUGCCUGGGUCUUGUUCUUCGUCGCUUUGUUCAACCUUUUCAAUGGCGUCGCUGUUGCCGAUGUGGAGGUUGAUAUGCGUGAACAAAAAGAAUGUACCAUAAAACCUCCUAGUGAUGUGGCAUCAUCAGGUGGUACCAAAGUCUUUAUUCCUAAGAGCAUUAAUGUAAUAUUUCCAUCUCAAAAUGCAUGUGCUCCUACCAAGGUACUCACGGAUGAAGACAAGGUUAAUAUUGAACGUAACCUGAGAAAGAUUCUCGCGCACAUUUCAUAUUAUCGCCCUAAGGAUAAGGCUUUAAAGCCAUAUAAAAAACUGGUAAAGUCACUCAAGAAGAAGGAGAGCAUGGAAUUGUCUUUCGACAUGGCUCGACAGUUGGCUCUUCUAGGUGGAAAAUACGACGGUACAUUCCCACGUAACAAUGCAUACACCAAUUUUAUAUUUUACUUGGCUGACAUGUUGACUAAAGAAGGUUACGGUCCCCUACCAAAUACUACUGAAGGAAAGAAGGAGUGGUACAACCAUUACGAUAUGAUUACGGAAUAUAUUUUCCAAGCUUGGGAAAUGGUGUAUUAGAAUGAUUUUUUUUACAAAUAAUGCAGGAUCACAUUAAAAGCCGUAUGUACGACAUCUAAUAGCAUGUUUCUAUAACCGGAGGUGUUCUAGAUGAACGUUCGGACCACAUUUCAAAUAUAGAUUUACAUUUAUUGUAGGUGUUCGAUUAUUGUUUGUAUUGUUUUAAAUGCAAAAUGUACUUACAGUAUAAUGAGAAUGAACUGUGUAACAUGGUGUAGUGCGUCCUAAGUUGACAUCACUCGAUUGCCGACGCAAUUAGAUAGCAUCUUUGCAUAAGCAUACUAGGAAGACAUUUCAAGACAAAUCUCAAAGAGUAUAAUGGCCAUUCUAUACACGUAUGAUACAAUCUGUAUCAUGGAUUGGGCUCAAAUGUUGUAUAACAGUCUUUUAGUAAAUAGAUCUCGAGCACUACAUCACCAGUUUUGUUGCAAAAUAGUUGUUUCAGGUUGUAGUAUGGAAGAGUCACCAUACUAUCCGAAGUCGUAAGAUACUAUAUUUCUCACCAGCGAUGAACUU
Messenger RNA from Babesia bovis T2Bo, 1390 nucleotides. RefSeq lists its product as uncharacterized. The record is from RefSeq and is a predicted model, not a curated record. The coding region runs from base 227 to 874 and encodes 215 amino acids. Lineage: Eukaryota; Apicomplexa; Aconoidasida; Piroplasmida; Babesiidae. The transcript has a single exon.